UUAAAAGGGGGGGGGGAAUCACAUUACAUCCUGGAUUUAUCCCUCUGGAUUAAUUCCUCCUCCGGGCGGUGGGGAUGAAGCGUCGGCGGCAGCAGCAACAACAUGGAUCCCCUCUGGAAGCGGCGGCCGGCCCUUUGCAAGCGCGCUUCGGGAUCCUGCGUGAAAAUUGCGCCUGAGGACGCCGACCAGGAAAGGAGCAAGUCUGCGCGCAAAGCUCUCAGCAUCCCUCCUUCGAAAGCGCACCGCUGCUCCUCGCUCCUUUCCGGGAUCUGCCCACUUUCUGCUCCAUCGAAGGCCGACCUGCCUUGACAGCUGGGAUUUUCUGUUUUUCUUCUCCAUCCGCUUUUCUCUCUCGCUCCCUCUUCUUCUGGCAACCUCCUGGAGCCUCAGAGAUCCAGAUUUGGGGAGCUGUUUGGUUUGCAAGCCCCGAUCUGCUUUAUCUUGCCUGCUCCGGGGCCACAUAUUUUUCCCCCUCUUCUUCCCAUUUCCUCCACGCCAGUUUUUUGUUUGUUUCGUUUGCCUUCUGGCGAAAAAAUAAAUAAAAUCGGGAUGUUCUUGCACGCCAGUUUCUCUGUUGCUCCGGAUUGCUCGCGAGGAGGUGUUUGUGGCCUAGCAAGCAGAUGAAAGGGGUUUGGCCCUGGUCAGUUUCCACUCUUGGUUUUUAAAAGGAUCCUGUUUUUUAUACAUAGAGAAAUAUUUAUACAAAGGAGAACGAAGAUUGCAUAUUGUGUGUGUUUUUUGGGUCCCUCCCCUUUAUUCCUAUUUUAAAAUAGCGGACAAAAGUUUGGAAAGGAGAAGCUCUGAUUUCUGGCCUCGUUCUCGCCCCUCCAGCUUUCCUUUCUUCCCUGGGUAGACAACGCCAUGUCUGCUAAAGAUAAUCCCUGCAGGAAAUUUCAAGCUAACAUUUUUAACAAGAGCAAAUGCCAGAAUUGUUUUAAGCCUCGCGAGUCGCACUUGCUCAACGAUGAAGAUUUGAACCAGGCCAAACCCAUUUAUGGCGGAUGGCUAUUGCUGGCGCCGGAAGGCACUGAUUUUGACAAUCCCGUGCACCGCUCUCGGAAAUGGCAGCGCCGGUUCUUCAUCCUCUACGAGCACGGCCUACUACGUUACGCCCUGGAUGAGAUGCCAACCACUCUGCCCCAGGGCACCAUCAACAUGAACCAGUGUACGGAUGUCGUGGACGGGGAAAGCCGGACCGGGCAGAAGUUCUCCCUCUGCAUAUUGACGCCUGAGAAGGAACACUUCAUCCGAGCCGAGAACAAGGAGAUCAUCAGCGGGUGGCUGGAGAUGCUGGUUGUCUACCCAAGGACGAACAAGCAGAACCAGAAAAAGAAGAGGAAAGUGGAGCCCCCGACUCCACAGGAACCCGGCCCAGCAAAGAUGGCUGUGACCAGCAGCAACAUCCCUGGUGCAGAGAAGGUCCCGACCACAAAGUCCACCCUUUGGCAGGAAGAAAUGAGGAGCAAAGACCAGCCAGAUGGCAACGGGGGACUCAGCCCAGCCCCAAGCCCUGUGCAAGGCCAGGCUCCCCCUGGAUGCUCCUUGAAGGAGCCGACGCUGGACAGCAAGGAAGACGACAGCAGCAUGCACGGCGACCGAAGCGACAGCGGGCGUAAAACCCGGGUGGAGAGUGGCUAUUUCUCCUUGGAGAAGACGAAGCAGGAUGGGAAGCCGGACGAGCAGCAGCUGCCGACCCCGCCAUCCCCUCCCAGCCCCAGCACCCCCAACAACAGGUACAGUGACUCCCAGUCGCCCUCCCCGGAGCAGAGCUGCCCCUUUCCUUCCCCAGGUGCCCCGCCAGGCAGCCGAAUGGUGUACAGCUUCUCCCUCAACUGCCUGGACUUGACGAGUGACUACAUGUCCGGCUGCAAGGACUCGGCAGCGAGAGACGGGGCGAGGGGAGCGGAGAGGCCGGGCCGCCCCGUUUCCUUUAGAGCAAGCCGGCAGUACGCCACCCUGGCCGAUGUCCCCAAGGCUGUCAGGAUUAGUAACCGGGAAGCUUUCCAAGCGGAGAGGAAGAGGCUGGAGCGGCGUUCCCGAGCUCGCAGCCCCGGAAGGGAAGAGGUGGCUCGGCUCUUUGGCAGCGAAAGGAGGCGGUCCCAGGUAAUUGAGAAAUUUGAGGCAUUAGAUAUCGAGAAUGCCGAGCACAUGGAGACCAACGCCCCCUCUGGAACUGCCCUCUCCAGUGAGACCCGGCAGGGCAGGAGCGAGAAGAGGGUUUUCCCCAGGAAACGGGACUUUGCUGCCGAAUCGGCAACCGGCCCCAUCCUGGACGUCUCGACUUCUCCCUUGUCCCCGCACCGCAGAGCCAAAUCGCUGGACAGAAGGUCGACUGAGUCCUCCAUGACGCCUGACCUGCUGAACUUCAAGAAGGGAUGGCUGACCAAGCAGUACGAGGACGGACAGUGGAAGAAACACUGGUUUGUGCUGACAGAUCAGAGCCUGAGAUACUACCGGGAUUCUGUGGCAGAGGAGGCUGCUGAUUUGGAUGGGGAAAUCGAUUUGUCAACAUGUUUUGAUGUCACGGAAUACCCCGUCCAGCGGAACUAUGGCUUCCAAAUCCAUACUAAAGAAGGCGAGUUCACCCUCUCUGCCAUGACCUCGGGGAUCCGCAGGAACUGGAUCCAGACGAUUAUGAAGCACGUUCGCCCCACCACUGCUCCAGAUGUGACCAGCUCUUUGCCCGAGGAGAAAAGCAAAACCAGUUCGUCCUUCGACUCCUGUCCCAAGCUAAGCGAGAAACAGGAUGCCGAGCAAGCAGAAAUAGACCCCGAACACAAGCGCAGCCGCGCCCGGGAGCGCCGGCGUGAAGGCCGCUCCAAAACGUUCGACUGGGCCGAGUUCCGCCCCAUCCAGCAAGCCCUGGCUCAGGAGAGAGCCAGCGUGGUGGAGACUUCCAAAGGCGGCGGCGGCCCUUUCACCAAGGAGCCCGGCUCCACGGAGGCAGACCCUGGGGAGCUGGAGAGGGAGCGUGCGCGGCGGAGGGAGGAGAGGCGCAAGCGGUUUGAGAGCCUGGAUGCCCCCGACGGGGGAGGCCCAGAAGACUUUUCCCGCAUGGAGGUGGACAGGCUCCCGGGGUUGCCCAGCCCUUCGGAGACCAAGCCGCAGAACGUCCACGUGGAGAUCGAGCAGCGGUGGCACCAGGUGGAGACGACCCCUCUGCGCGAGGAGAAGCAGGUCCCCAUAGCCCCUCUACACCUCGCCCAUCCGGAUGACAGCAGCGAGGCUCUCCACAAGCAGCACCUCACCACACUCUUGGAGAAGGAGCUGGAGCAGAGCCAGAAGGCAGCCUCUGAACUCCUGGAGCAGAACCGUGCUCUGCAGGACCAGCUGAAAGUAGCUUUGGGCCGCGAGCAGAGCGCCCGGGAAGGCUACGUCCUGCAGACCGAGGUGGCCACACCCCCAUCGGGGGCCUGGCAGAGGCUCCAUAAAGUCAAUCGAGACCUCCAGAGUGAGCUUGAAGCGCAGUGUCAGCGGCAGGAACUGAUCAACCAGCAGAUCCAGUCGCUUAAGCGUAGCUAUGGGGAGGCCAAGGAUGUGAUCCGGCACCAUGAGGCAGAGAUCCAGAGCCUACAAGCGAGGCUCAGCAAUGCCGCUGCGGAGCUCUCCAUCAAAGAGCAGGCUCUGGCAAAGCUGAAGAGCGACCUGAAGGCCGAGCGGAAGAAAGCUCAGGAGCAGAUGGAAGAGUGGCAGCACAGCGAGGAGGCACUGAGCUCGCAACUGAAAGCCAGCGAGCAGAAGCUCAAGAACGCGGAGGCGCUCCUGCUGGAGAAGACCCAGGAGCUAAGAGAUCUGGAGACGCAGCAAGCUCUGCAGAGGGACUACCAGAAGGAAGUGCAGCGGCUCCAGGAUCGUAUCGCUGGCCUCAGCCAGCAGCUGAGUGCCAGCGAGCAGUCCCAGAUGCUGAUGGAGGAGAAGCUGCAGAGGAAUUACGAGGCUUUGCUGGAGAGCUGUGAGAGGGAGAAGCAGGUCCUCAUCCAGAGCUUGAAAGAAGCGGAGGACAAAGCCAGCGAGUACGAGAACCAGCUUCAGAACAACGAGCAGCAGAUGGAGGUCCUGCAGAAGGAGAAGCUGUCCGUCAAAUUUGAAAGCAGUGAAAUUGUCCACCAGCUGGAAGAGCAGCUCGAAAUGAAAGAAGCCAGCAUCCAAAAGCUCGCCGAACACAUCAAGAGCCUUGAGGAGGAAAGGGAUCAGAUCAAAUGCCGGUUCCAAGAGCUGAUGAACCAGGUUGCCGAGUCUGAUAACGAGGUUGCCAAGCUGCAAGCCAAGCUGCAGCUGGAGGAGAGCAACUACCAUGCCCUGGAGCACUCCUACGAGGUGGUGUCAGGGCAGUUCCAGAACUUGCAGGCGGUGCUGAAGGAAAAGGAGGAGGAGCUAAGAGUGGUGAGGGAAGCCCACUCAAGAAUUGUGGAAAAUAAGGACCAGGAGCUUGCGGAACCUUUCUUAAAAAUAGCUGCCGUAAGUAGCAGUCCAGAAAACGUGGAAGAUCAGCAGACGCAAGACGAUGAGUUGAAAACUUCAGCUGGUGAGAGCUUAGCACCGUGUGUUACGAUGGAAACAGGUGGUCAAGUUGUGGAGCCAGCACCACAUUCACAGCUUCAAAGAAGACUUCCAGUCUCAGAAUGCAUGCUCACUGAGGAUCAGGACCCCAAUAUCAGUCACAGGCAGAUCUGUGAGCACCCAGCAGUGAACCCAGAAGAGUGCAGGUCUACCUCUAAGUCUACAGACCUUCAAGAGAGAGAGAUUUGUCAGAAGGACUCUACAAAAUCGGACACAGAAACCCCAGGAGCCAAAAGGCAAAGGAUACGUUUCUCCAACAUCCAGUGCCAAAAAUAUAUCCACCCUGAUGGAUCCGAGAAGAUGUGGACCAGCAGCACUUCAUCAGACACCAGCCAAGACAGGUCGCUUUCGGAGGACAGCAUGUCUUCAGAACCAGCUCCGAGUUACCCAGGCACAGGCGAUUCCGAGACUUACCUUUCUAUCAUCCACGCCCUGGAAACCAAACUUUACAUCACAGAAGAAAAGCUCAAAGAUGUGACCAUGAAACUCGAAAGCCAGCAGGGCCACAAUCAAGACACCCUCAUCACACUUCACCACCAGUGGGCCAGCACAGAAGCCCAGCUGAGGGAGCAGCUUCAGGAGAGCUUGGCUCAAGUCAGCAGGCUGGUCUCACAGCUGGAGGGCGAGAAGCAAGAAAAACACAAGCUGCUCGAGAAUCACAUCCAUGAGCUGGGAAGGUUCCAUGGGAGAAACAACCAAGCCUUGGUGUGCUUAGAGCAAUGCAGAGAACAGCUAAGAACUUUGUCCAGAUGUGACACGGAGCAAGAGAGAGAGGUGCUUUUGGGUGUCCUGUCCAAUACGGAAACUUCUUUAUCGGAUGCAGUCCUCGUGUUGCAACAGGCACUUUCUUCGCCUGGUCAUCUGGCAGAAGAAUCGUCUGCAGCCCAAGCGUUGCAUGCAGAAGGCAGCAGCUUGGGGGAGGAGGAGAAAGCUGCCCUCCAGCAGCAACAAGUGGGGUUUUCUGAACAAGACCAGUUGCGGAUGCUUUCCAGGAGGGUGGCUUUUGAAGCCAGCUUGAUCAACCAGAUAUCAGAGUCUCUGACAGAUGCAACCUCCAAGAUUUCCUUAGCCCUGAGAGAGAUUCAUGGUACGGUGGAUGCUGUCUUACUGGAGCCUUCAAAUAUUUCACAUAUUGCAGUGGCCUUGGCUGACGUCUUAUCUAAAAAGCUAGUGUUGGAAGAUGAGUUUUGGAGCCAGGUAGAGGAGCUAAGGAAGAAUUUGAGUGCCAAGGAAGAAGAUGGGAAGGGAAAGGUGGAGGCGCAGUGUUUAAACAUUCCUCAGUGCCUCAUUCAUUCGGUGGCAGACAGCACACUGAUUAAAGCAGAGCUCAGUUUUGUUGCCCAGAAAAUGAGAGAGACCUUUCAUCAGAGAUUAAAGGCCAUCGAAGAAGACCUCCACAACACCAGAACAGCCCUUCAGCAGCACAAGUGCAUGCUGGAGGAAAUCAUUAAAGCAUACCAGACUCCUGAAUUUGACGGCGUUAUGCAUCAGAUUUCCAAAGCCCUUGAAAUCCAAGAGGGCACUUCAGCUUGGGAUGCCAGCCUUCCUGGCUUCAUGCCAGAAGCCCACACUUUGCAGGAUCUUGGCAGUCAAGCUCUAGCUGCCAUUCAGGGCGAUCUUGCUCAGCAGCUCAAAGACAGAGCAAAUGUCCUGAAAGAAAUAUCUGCUGCUCUCCUGUCUCUGUCCCCUGACGAUGCCCUGAAAGAUUGCCGCAAGCUGCUAAGGAUUUCUUCCAGUCCUCCCUACGAUAUGUGUCUGGGGGAUCUUGAGCGCUACUCGUCUCUGCUUGUUCAAGAUGCAAUUAUCCAGGCCCAGGCCUGUUACGGGGCUUACAGGGCAAGGCUGGAGUACGCCAAGGAGGCACGGCUUUACAAAGAGUCCCUGCACAAUGUGGAUGCUCUGUGUCAGGAACGCAUCAGGGCAGUUGCCACCCUCCGGGAGGAAUAUGAAGAGCUGCUCCGAAAGCAACAGGGCAAGUAUGCCGAGAUGAUUGCUGUGCUUGAAAGGGAGAAUUCGGAGCUCAAGGCCAAAGUGGAGCAGCUUGAUAAUCAGCGGAAACUCCUGGAAGAAGAAGAACAUAAGCAGAGCAAGAAAAUACUGGAGCUUCAGGGCACGUACGAAGAGGAGAUCCGGAACGUGGUUGAGCAGCUCCACAAGACCGAGGAUGCUCUGAAAUCAGAACAGACUGAAGGGCUACACCGACUAGAUUCCCUUGCGCGGGAAAAGCAGAACUUGGAGACUUUCCACCUCGAGCAGAUCCAAACUCUAGAGGAGAAGUUUCAAGUCAAGAUGAAGGAACUGCAGGUCUUCCACAGUGAAGAGCUGCUGGCCUUGCAGAAGGGCUACGAGCAAGAGCUGCAGUGCUUGCAAGCAUCUCUGGAGCAGUGCCAGAAGCAGCACUCAGAAGCACUGCCCACUGUGGCAUUGGGUGCGGGAGAAGCAUGGGCUGCUGAUAACCCCGACAGUGGGGUGCAGGGCUCAGAGAGCGAGCUGGACGCCAUGCACGACUUGAGAGAGCGCAUUCAAGAGCUGGAAGCCCAAAUGAACAUCAUGAGAGAUGAGCUGGAGAACAAGCACCUCGAAGGCAAUGCGUCCACUCUGAGGGAGAAAUACCAGAAGGACUUUGAGAAUCUUAAGGCAACUUGCGAACGAGGGUUUGCAGCUAUGGAAGAGACCCAUCAGAAGAAGAUAGAGGACUUGCAGAGGCAGCACCAGCGAGAACUGGAGAAGCUAAGGGAGGAGAAAGACCGCUUGCUAGCUGAGGAGACGGCAGCCACCAUCUCAGCCAUAGAAGCCAUGAAGAACGCCCACCGGGAAGAGCUGGAGCGGGAGCUGGAAAAGACUCACCGCUCGCAGAUCAGCAGCAUCAACUCGGACAUCGAAGCACUCCAGAGGCAAUACUUGGAGGAGCUGCAGUCUGUCCAGCGUGAACUUGAAGUUCUCUCCGAGCAGUAUUCUCAAAAGUGUUUGGAAAACGCUCACUUGGCCCAGGCCCUGGAAGCAGAGAGGCAGGCCCUCCGUCAGUGCCAGCGGGAGAACCAGGAGCUCAAUGCACACAACCAGGAACUGAACAACCGCCUGGCUGCAGAGAUCACACGGUUACGGACCCUGGUGACUGGGGAGGGUGGGAUCGAGAUGGCUGGCUCACCUCUCACCCAAGGCAAGGAUGCCUACGAGUUGGAGGUCUUGCUGCGAGUCAAGGAAUCAGAAAUACAGUACUUGAAGCAGGAGAUCAGCUCCUUGAAGGAUGAACUGCAAACAGCAUUGAGGGACAAGAAAUAUGCCAGUGAUAAGUAUAAGGACAUUUACACGGAGCUCAGCAUUGUGAAGGCCAAGGCGGACUGCGACAUUAGCAGGUUGAAAGAGCAGCUCAAGGCGGCCACUGAAGCCCUUGGCGAGAAGUCUCCAGAGAACACCACUGUGUCUGGAUACGAUAUUAUGAAAUCCAAAAGCAACCCUGAUUUCUUGAAGAAAGACAGGACCAGUGUUGGCCGGCAACUGAGAAAUAUCAGGUCAAAGUCCGUUAUUGAGCAGGUCUCAUGGGAUAACUGAAAUGCACCAGAUUCCAGGUUCCCUGUCACAUAGAGUCUGAAGGAAGGCCUGACCGUGCAAGAGCGCCUCAAGCUCUUUGAAUCCAAGGACUUGAAGAAAGACUAGUUCUCUCCUUCCUAUUUGGCUUGACCACGCACACCUCCUUGCUUGCGGCAUCACAGCACAAGCACCCUUCUGUUUUUUAUUCUCUAGGAUCCUCACUGCUGUUGAUUGUGUGUGGGUUUUUUUCAGUUGUUGUAUGGAUGCUCCAGAAGACUGGAAAAUGCUGGGAGUUCUUCUGCCCACCAUCAAAUGAACUUCCCAACUUCUUAAGUCCCAACUUAUAGUUUUUAACCUUGGCAAGAGAGCUGGGAGAGAUUGGGGAUAUGCUCCCCACCCUCCUUGGCUCUCUACAAAAACAUCCUUCCUACUGUAUAUCCAUUACACUUAAGUGUCAGUAUUAAGGCUCAACAGCCUGUUGAUAAGCUAGCUCUGUUUUACCAAAUUCUUUGGUGUAGUGACAGGGCCCUGGGAUGGGGGGAGGCAACACACUGUGCUUAGCUCUGCCACUGUUGAGAGGAAUCCAGCACUUACGUGCAUGCUUUGCAUCAAAUUUUGAACCACUGAAACAAGACAUGCAGACCUGUUUUUGGCAUAAUCAGUGCCCUUUGUGAAAGCUUGUUUGUUGCAACAAGAUAUUGAAAAAGACAUUUGUGGCAGCCCUGAUUUGUAGCUUGGUGUUUAACUAUGUGGUCAGUUUGGAAUUUAUUCCCUUAGAUCUUCCUGAAAAGCUUUUAAGUUGCUUUGCAUACAAACAGUUGCAGGCAUUGAUGUGCAAUCAGCUUGUGAUGAAAUUAAUCAGUGCAACUUAACUAUUUCUCUUGGAGAAAUAGGGUGGUCUCCUUCCACAUACUCCUUCUGGCAAGGCCAUGCCAGAAUCUGCACCAUUUCUUAAGAGUUUCAGUGGGAUGUAUCUGCCUCUGUGUCUGUCAUACAAUGUGACCCAGACUUUUCUCCCACCUAAUUUGCUGCAAAACAUACAAAACUCUUCUGUCCAGAAGCUCAGGAGUUUUUCUUCAAGAUGCCUUUUAAAGAACAAAUCUUUUGCAACCCUUACUCUGGUCCUCUGGAGGCAGUAAUAGCGCUUCUGCCAUGUAAUUGGUAGGAAUGGUUCAGAAUUCUAAGUAGGCAGGGCUCUUUUACAAAGCAGGAAGGGCUUGGCUUGCUGAUAAGCAAGAAGUAAUUUGGAAUAGUACAGCUGAAGUCAGGCCAGUCCUCCAAGCAGGUCAAGGCAGAAAUGGGGGCUGGCUUGCCUUUGGAUUGACUUAAUAGGUCUCAAAACAGUUGAAGAGGGUCUUCUGUAUGUGGUAGCAUCUGCAUGUGGAAAUACAGUUGCAAGAUGUCAGUGGAGAGAGAAGUCUAAACAGGGGAAUGGCAAGUCACAAGUAUCCUUGCUAAAAGGGGCAUUUGAAAAGUGGCAGUUCAAAUUUUUGAAAACAUCUUAGUACUCAGUGCCAUUGUUUAUCUGAAACAAAGCAGUUGUCUGGGCCCAUUUGUCCUCUUUACAUGUGAGGCCCAAUGACAGAAGCAGUGAAUAUUUGAUCUGUUGGGUUCCAGGGCCAAAAGGCCUUUCCCAAGCAGAAUAAUGUAUAUAGAGAAGCUUUGAACAAUGCAUGCAAUUUUUUAUUCCAAAAGCAGGUGAACAUGGCUGUUUUGAAAAAUGUAUAGGAAGUGUUGGGAAGUUAAUUCUACAAGGUUUGUGGGCAAGGUGGCUUUUGGUAUUUUAAAAGUCUUUUUAUCUGCCUUGCUCAGGUGCGGUGAAAUUGAGGUUGCGUUCUGCUUUUCAGUCUGUUCAGACUAAAAUUGUUGAUCUUUUGAGCAGACAAAUCUGUAAAGCAAAGUUUUGCUGUUAGAGGCUAGGGAGAGCACCCUGUCCCUUUUAGUUUCAUCCUGUUCUUAAUUGGACACAGAUUGAUGCUAUUCUGUGGGCCCUUGCUGCUGAUCCAUGCCGAAGCAAAACAGCUCUUAGCAUCUUUGUUUGUGUUAUAUGCAAAGCAGUGUUCCUUCAAAAGCUGUUGCUAUUUUGGAGCAGGGGGGUCUUAACAACAGAACAUUUACUGUCUUCUUGCUGUGUGUCUGGCAGUUUCUUUUUAAAUCAGGUAUGAAAGGGAUAGGGUUUGGCUGUCUUGCAUUGGUGCCUCUAGCAGUCUGUCCACACCGUCGGACUGCAGAGAGUGGUUAGCACAUAAUGGAAAAGCCAGCAUAUUUUAUUCCCUAGGGUGGCUAAGGAAGGAUGGUUGUGCGUCAGGCCUAGAUUAUUUUCUUUCUCCUUUAAAAUUAUUAACUAGGCUUGUAGCUUGGCAGAAGAAUCUUAUUUUUCCUUAAGUACCUGCAACUUGAGAGAAACCUUGCCAUUGGAAUGAAUUAUCUUUUGCUAAACCACUGCAGAUGGAUUGUUUAUGUUUAAUCCAUACACUUCUUUAAUAAAACAAACGUCCUAUGUUCUCUAAGAUUAGAAUAGCCAGUAUUUCACAAACAUUAAAAUUGGUGUAAAAAAAAAGCAACCAAGCAUCUUUUUGCUCAAGAAAGUCUGUACUGCUGUGACCAAGUUGCUCUUCAUACACAGCAAAGCAAGUUGGCAUUCUAGUUGUAUUUCUUGAAUGGCUCUUAAAAGGCACAGUAUAAACAUUAUGUGAAUAAAUAGGUAUGUUCUAUUGCAAGCUGCUGCAUUUUACACAAACCUACACUACAAAAUAACUGUGGUCUCAAUGAAGUUCAACACUAAUGGAUGUACAGUAUAAAUAUACUUGCAUAACAGCUUCUUUAAUCUUGCCUGUUGCAGAUUUCUUUAUUCGUCUCUGCUUUUGAAACAGAAUUAAGUGUUCUGUUAAUGAAACUCAUUUUCCUUUAUCCCAUGAAAAUAUGGAAAAUGGGGAUUGCUUGUGCCGAUGUGCAGUUCCCAAGCAGGCUGUUUUUCCUGUGGCAGAGGCUGCCUGCAAGUAGCCCUACGCGUUGUUUCUUAAUAAGUGUCACUUUUUGUAAUGACAACAUACUUGAUUAGAAUCCCACUGGAUUUUUUGCAUUUUGGUGACUCAUAUGCAGUACUUAGUUUGUUGUGAACACUUUUAAGCACAUGCACGCUCAGUGUAGCUUAUACUUCCUUUGUAAUUUCUUUCUUUUUUUAAAAAAAAAGCUUUGUUAUUCUCUUUAAAAAUAAUUUAAAACCUGUAUAGUAUUCAAAGCACGCAAUGUAAAUAUUUAUUACUCAAAAAAAAAAAAUAGUGGAGGGGUUUUGGGGGUGAAUUUUUUAAAAUCUUGUUCUAAUACAGUGUCCUUUUGACUUGGAAAAGGAAAUUAGUGUAACCUGAUAAACCCACUCUAUGUUCCCUUAAAGAAUGUCUGUUGGUUUGUUUGAACAUUAUAAAUAUAUUUUUAAAUUUCUCUGAUAACUUUUUAGUUUUGGAAAUGCCUGUCCAAAGAAGAUGUAUAGUGUUUCAAAACUUCAAGCCUACUUACCUAUACAUUAAUUUUCUUACCCUUUUCAGUUCAAUAAUCUUAGAGCUGACAGUGGCAUAAACAACUCUUGGGUGUGCAUAUAUAUGAUUGCAGAGAGUAGUAUAUCUGUAUAUUAAUGGUGGUAGUUAUUCUGUCACUAAGCGUACAUCAGUAUUCUUGCAUGGUAACUUGGUGCUGUUGCGGAGUAAACCAAGGAUUUCAAUAAGGGAAUGGAGUAGAUUUUUAUUCCUGCAACCCACCCAUCAUUUUCAGGUUACAUGGCAUGGUGAUGUAACAGCAUGACAGAAUACAGUUAACGUAGGAUGAUUAUUCAAUUUACUGUAACACUAUAUUUCAUUGCGAUGUAGUUUCAACAGAGUUACAGUGCCAGGGUCAUCUUUACCACUAGACUAUGGAAAGUAGAUGGGAGUCCAUUACUGACUGCAUGCCUUGGAGAACAGUUAUAUGGCACAUUAGAAAAUGUCUUGCUUUUCCAAGCGGUGCUCAGCAGCCUCAUGCCAUGCACUGAAGUCCACUAAGGAGUAAAUGAAACUGGGAGUUGACAGCAGAACCCCUCUAGUGCCAAGUAAAUUAACCCCUCUAGUCAUUGAGGAUUGAUGUAGGGUUCUCAUUUCAGUCUGCCAGUAGAACACAGCUUCUAAUCGUGUAUUAAAACAGUUGUCUCUGAGAGAAAUAGAUGCACUUGAGAAGCUAUCAGCUUAGUGUUCUUGAGUAACAAAAGCCUGCAUUAGUACACUCCUCGAAUGUGGUACGUUUGGACAAAAUGUGUAUGUGACUAAGGUGAGGCAAGCACUGUACACACACAGUUAUCCCUAUUUGAGAUCUUCCUCAUGCCCACUCAACACCAGCUUCCUUUUCAAAGAUACUGAAGUCAUCAGUCUAUAUUAUAAACCUGCUUGAUUGACAAGCAAGCCUACAGAAGCCUCAACUCCUAAUUGACGACGACCAAAUUGUGGUCAUCCAAGCAUCAAGCAUGAGGAGAAUUAUCAAUUACUCCAGCUCUGCAAGAUUCAGAGCCAGAGCAGCCAUGGGAUUCAGCAGGAAAGCUGCUAACCCCCAAAACUGGAACUCACAUGCAAGAUAAACAGAAUCAAAUAAAACCAAUUCAUUGGGGGAACGUAUUCUCUAAUUUGCCUGGUGAACAAACAUGUCCAAUCUGACUUUCCUUUUGCAAAGAUGAAUGGUUUGAGCCGCCUCCUAUGAGUCUGAAAGGUAUCUUUCUCCUUGUUUUGUUUUCAUGCUUUUAAGAGCUGUUUCCUCCUUCAGCUGUUCACUGUAAUAGAAGUAUCAUUUAUGUCACAGUAUUUAUUCCUUACAAACCUUGUGUGACAUGCUAGGGUUCCCAUGGAUGUAGCUGAUGAUUAUUUUGUAAAUAUUAAUUACUUAACUAUACAUAAAACUGUAUCGUAAUAAACUAUUUUUGCACCACC
Lacerta agilis (Sand lizard) is the source of this 13037-nucleotide messenger RNA. RefSeq names its product myosin phosphatase Rho interacting protein (gene MPRIP). The coding region runs from base 862 to 8112 and encodes 2416 amino acids. Gene Ontology annotation, biological process: actin filament organization. Gene Ontology annotation, cellular component: actin cytoskeleton. The transcript is spliced from 25 exons. Gene Ontology annotation, molecular function: actin filament binding. Lineage: Eukaryota; Metazoa; Chordata; Lepidosauria; Squamata; Lacertidae. The record is from RefSeq and is a predicted model, not a curated record.